AAACCUAGUAAGUAAUCUGAAAAUCUCGUAUUAUCCAAAGAUUUAUUCGGUUAAGCGGGGGCGACUGUUUCACCCUUUCACCGUUUUGCACUAAUGUAUAUCUUACUUCGAUCUCUGCGGCCUGCUAGAUAUAUAUUUAUAUACACACGGUAAAUUAUCGCUACUGGAGAGAAAAUAUUCUUUAGUUCAUCAUGCCCUCAACACCCACUGAAGUUCCUGAAGCUCAUGUGCCAAACAGUGCCAGUAACAGUCUGGACCAAGCAAGUGUGAAUGAACAUGAGGGCAGUAGUUUCCAAAUAGAUAAGAAGGAAAAACAUUUAUCAUUAAACAAAGACAUUUGGAAUGGAGAUACCCCUGACAAACCUGAUGAUUCAGGAGGACAUCAAGCAGAAGCUAGCAGUGGUCACUUAAAUUAUACUAGUAAUGCUACUGUAGUAAUAGGUAAUGGUGCACAAGAACUUACAGCUGUACUGGAACCUUCGGAAAUGUUAAUCAGAGCUCCAGACAGUGUACAGAAUUCCCUUAAAGUAGCUAGCAACGAUGAAAAGACUGAGCAACCAGUACUGACAUUAAACAAACCAGAAGCGGAAUUAGAAGUAAGAGAAGAACAACUGCAGAGUAAGGACAUUGAAAGUGAAGCGAAAUGCUUGCAAACUGCUACAUCUGAUCAAGCUGAGAAGUGCUCGCAAGAAGUUACAUUUGAUCAAGCUGAAAAGUGCUCACAGGAAGCUACGUCUGAUCAAGGUGAAAUAAAUGUUUCACAAGCAGAAGGGCUUUCAGAUGAAACUGCUAAAGAUAGACUGUCCCAAAAUGAGGACAAAAUUUUGAACAAAAGUGAAAAUAUUGAUUCGCUUGCACAAGCUGUGGGUGAAAAUAUUAAUGAUUCAAAAGCUGAUAAAAAAGAUAUUUCAGAGACUGUUGAAGAAAAUGUUUCAAAUGAACCAAUGGAUAUUUUAGGCAAUGGAUUGCUUACGAAAUCGAUUGUUAAAAAAGGAGAUGGAGUGUUGACUCGACCUUUACAGGGUCAAAAGGUUACUUUAAAGACAGAAGGUUUGCUACCUGAUGGAACAGUAAUUGACAAAAAUGAAAGUAUUUCAUUUAUAUUAGGUGACGGUGAUGUGAUCUCAGGUUGGGAUAUCGCUGUUGCCUUGAUGGAAAUAAAUGAAGUUGCUGAAUUAAAAUGUGAUGCUAAAUAUGCUUAUGGAAGCCAAGGCAGAUUUCCUGAUGUACCAAGUAAUACAGCCAUUGUUUACACCCUGGAACUACUCGACAAAGAACCAGGACCAAAUUACAGUUUCAUACCACUAGAUGAAAGGCUUCUCCAUGCAUCUGUCAAAAAAGAACGAGGAAAUUAUCUAUUCGCUCGAAAUGAUUUUCACGGUGCUAUCAACUCUUAUAUAAAGGCCAUUAGUAUUAUUGAUCAAGAGGAUAAUUUGGAUAUAACGGAGAAAUCAGACCAGAUUCCUGGGGAAAAAAUUAAAUGUUUUAACAACUUGGCAGCUGCUCAAAUAAAGAUUGAAAGAUACUGUGAAGCUAUCAAAUCUUGUGAAGAAGUGUUAAAACAUGACCCAAAUAAUGUCAAAGCCCUGUUUAGAAUGGGAAGAGCUUAUGCUGCAGAAGGUGAAACAAAAGAGGCUAUUGCACAGAUGAAGAAAGCACUCAAAUUAGAACCAGAAACAAAGGAUUUGAACGUGACAAAAAGAAAAAAAAGAAUUAUUCAUCAGGAAUUAUCGAAACUUACCAAAAAGUUAUCGAAAGAGACACAGUCUGAGCGCAAUAUGUGUAAGAAAAUGUUCCGAACUGAUAAACCCCCUUCUAAACCCUCAUCAGAUUAUUCGUCUUGGAAAUGGUCGAUCAUUGCUGGCAGUUUGGUUGUGGUAUUACUUUCUUUAGGUGUUGCCUACUUCCGUUAAUCAGCCAUCAUCUCCUAACUGCCACAAUUCUCAUGGGACCACUGAAAAUUGAUUUCAAAUAUAGAGCAUUUAAUAUUUACAACUGAAAACUUAAAAUAAAAAACAAAAACAAAAAGACCUAUGCAUUCUUAUUGAAAAGCAAACAAGCAAAAAACAAAAAAAAA
Octopus sinensis (East Asian common octopus) is the source of this 2077-nucleotide messenger RNA. RefSeq names its product peptidyl-prolyl cis-trans isomerase FKBP8. Bases 192 to 1913 code for a protein of 573 amino acids. The record is from RefSeq and is a predicted model, not a curated record. NCBI's taxonomy places the organism in Eukaryota, Metazoa, Mollusca, Cephalopoda, Octopoda, Octopodidae. Gene Ontology annotation, molecular function: protein binding; peptidyl-prolyl cis-trans isomerase activity. The transcript is spliced from 12 exons.